Chlorella variabilis is the source of this 3192-nucleotide messenger RNA. RefSeq lists its product as hypothetical. Gene Ontology annotation, cellular component: DNA ligase IV complex. The transcript has 29 exons. NCBI's taxonomy places the organism in Eukaryota, Viridiplantae, Chlorophyta, Trebouxiophyceae, Chlorellales, Chlorellaceae. The record is from RefSeq and is a predicted model, not a curated record. Bases 1 to 3192 code for a protein of 1063 amino acids. Gene Ontology annotation, molecular function: ATP binding; DNA ligase (ATP) activity; DNA binding. Gene Ontology annotation, biological process: nucleotide-excision repair, DNA gap filling; double-strand break repair via nonhomologous end joining; DNA biosynthetic process.
AUGCUUCUGCCGCCCAACGACCUGAGCUUUCAGACGCUGGUCAACUUCUUCUCGAGCUGCCGGAAACUCCUGGGCAAUGCUCGCAAGGGAGGAGAUGUCCGCAGUCAGCAUGUCAAGCGGUUCAUAGACGUGAACAUCGACAAGGAAUCCCACCAGGCUUUUGCGGUAUUCCGGCUGAUUCUGCCGGCGGUGGGUGCUGGCAGCGCGGUGCUGCUGGACAACAAGCGUGGCAACUACAAGCUGCUGGAGUCCAACCUCAUCAAUGUGCUGCUUAAGGCGGCAGGCAUUGACAAGAAGUCGAAGGAGGCCUCCACCAUCCGCAACUGGAAGCGGCCGGGGUCCAAGAGUGCAGGGGACUUUGCCGCUGUCCUGCAGGAAAACAUCUUCAAUGUGUACUGCAUGAUUGACCCUACCGAUGGCACCGGCAGGCUCAAGACGCUCAAGGUGGGCCAGCUGAACCAGGCACUGGACAAGCUUGUGGAGGCGGCUGGCAACUUCAAUGAGCAGGCCAAUAUACUGAGGGGGCUCAUGCAGGUCACCUCACCCGACCAAAUGGCCUGGAUUGUCCAAAUUAUCCUCAAGAAUCUCAAGAUCAACGUUGGGGAGGGCAAGGUGCUGAAAACCUGGCACAAAGACGCGGAGACAUACUACAAUCAGAGCGGCAUGGAUUUGGAGCACAUCUUCAACGAGAUGGUUGCCACCAGCGAAAAUUAUGCCACUAGCAUACAGCCCGGCAAGGCGGUGCGGCCCCAACUGCUGAAGAUGACUGGCAGUGUGAAGUGGGCAUUUAGCAAGGCCAUGCACGACGAGGAUGGGAAGCUGAAGGAGUUUGUGGUGGAGAUGAAGCUGGAUGGCGAGCGCAUACAGGUGCACCGCGGCCCCCGGGACGAAAUCUCGUACUUUUCGCGUCGGGCCAUCGAGCAUGGCGAGAAAUCCAACUACAGCGUGGUGGACGACAUGAUCCGGCGAUACACGAGGGGCCCAUGCGUACUAGAUGGCGAGCUGAUUGUGUGGAACAAGAAGGAGCAGGUGUUUGAGCCCUUCGGAAGCCUUAAGCCACUCAUUAGUGCCAUCCUGGAGCAGAAGCACCGUGGCGAUGUGCUCGAUUUUAAUGAGAUGGAGGAAGAUGCUGCCAUCCAUGAUGAAGACUACAAGGCACCGCAGAUAGGGGACCUGGAGCUGGUGUAUGUCACGUUUGACAUACUGCACAACGGCAAGGGUGGGGUGAUUGACAUGCCGCUGAGGGAGCGUCACAAGAUGCUGGAAGACAAGGUUGUGCCAGGAAUUCCAGCAGACAGGACACACUUUGGAUCCAUCCUCGCCUCUCGCACCGGCCGCACGGAGGAGGACAUUUCUCAGAUGCUCCAGGAGAUUGUGCGCCUGAGGGAGGAGGGCAUUGUCAUCAAGGCCCUGGACAGUGUAUGGGUGUCCAAUGACCGGCACUCAAACAACUGGCUCAAGGUGAAGCCUGACUACAUAGCAAACAUCGAGCUUGACUGCUUGGUGAUUGGGGCGUGGGGGGGCAAGGGAGGGCGUGGCGGGCACUACACGCAGUACCUGCUGGCCCUGGCAGACGACCCACCAGCUGGCCAGCAGGUGGGCACUGGUACGGACAGAAGUGAAUGGGAGGCGGUGCACCGGCAGAUUGAGCCGCUGUGCAUCGAUGCCAGCAAGCACCCGCCGCCGUGCUUCUACAGCGUCACGGGUCGGGAGAAGCCUGAAGUGUGGAUCAGCGACCCGAAGGAGAGCGUGGUGGUCCAAAUCAGUGCCGAUCUGCGGACUAUUCGCUCUACACAGUUCAAAACGGGCUACUCGCUGCGGUUCCCAAAGGUCCACUCUGUCAGGUGGGACAAGACGGCCACCAUUGUCAGCAGCAUUAAAGAUUUGCAGGGAAGGGUGGAGGAGCAGAAGAAGAAAGAUGAAAACAUCGACUGGGUGAAGGGACAGGAUGGCGACACUGGGAAGAAGCGCCGCACCACCAAGCGCGACAAGGGGCCGGCUGCCAAGCGCCUGCGGGGCCGCGAGGUGGUGGAGGUGGAGAGCAGCGUGCUGGAGGGCUGCCACAUUGCCUUUGCCAACUAUGGAGAACACAACAAGCGGCAGCUGGAGGAGAUCGUGAAGAAGUUGGGGGGCGAGACGCGUUUCAUGUUUACAGAGGGCUCUGGUGUCACCCACAUUCUGGCUGGCCGUGAGGAUAACAAAGUCAAGGCGCACAAGGAGCACGACCGAGACGUGAUCAGCAUUGACUGGUUGGUGGCGUGCGAUCGCCAGAAGCGCCGCGUGCCGCUCAGGCCUCGCUACUACAUCCACAUGAGCCGCGCCAACCUCAUCGCCAAUCCGGAUGUGGAUAGCCUUGGCGACUCCUAUAUGUCAGAUGUGGACGAGGGAGAUGUCGACAACCUGCUGCACCGCGCAGUGCGCCCCGGUGCUGUGGAUCCUGCCGCAUUGGCGGAGGGGCUGGCGCAUCCCUCAGAGUUUGAGGACAGCAACGAGGAGCAGGUGGCAAAGGCACAGCGCCAACUGACCCGGCGGCUGGGAAGCGCGGAUGCGGGUCGUGCGGUGGGUUCCUACCUGGACGCACAGCUGGCGGCCAUCGGGCAGCUUGACCCCCGCUUUUCCUGCCUGCGCCCCUUCAGCGCCGUGCUGCUGCGCCUGGGAAAUGGCAAGGCCAUCAGGCAACCUGAUGGUGACAGCCAGCGCCGGCUUGUCCCCAGUGUCCAAUCCAUCUUACUGGCGGGUGCCGCGUCGCAAGCGCGGCUGCAGCAACUGCAGGCAGCAGCUGUGGCUGCGGAGUUCCGCAUCAUGGGCGGCGCACUGGCAGUGGCGCUGGGGCAAAGCGUGACGCACGUCUUGGGGCUGGUGUUGGCCAGGGCGCCUUCGGUGGUGGCAACCGAUGAAGGCAGCUCAACAGGAGCAGCAUCGGCGGUGGAACCGCAGGCACUGCUGCGUGCUGUGGAUGACCAGGCGGGAGGGCCACCAGCUGUUGCCCUCUUGAAGCUGGGGCUGGCCACGGGCAGCAUACAACUGGAGACCGACAGAUGGGUGCACCGCUGCCUGGACGAGGCAGAGAACAGAGCGGCAGCGGGGCAGAUGGGCACGGCCAAGCUUCCGCCUGAAGCAGCCUUCUUGCUGGACGUGGCCAAUCUCGACAACCCUGAUGGGCACCUGCCGCAGCCACCCAAGCGAAGAUAG